Messenger RNA from Cherax quadricarinatus, 819 nucleotides. The record is from RefSeq and is a predicted model, not a curated record. NCBI's taxonomy places the organism in Eukaryota, Metazoa, Arthropoda, Malacostraca, Decapoda, Parastacidae.
AUGAAUGACCUGAUUGUCGUGCAUCAUGAGAUGGGACACGUGGAAUACUUCCUUCAGUACCGACAUCUUCCAAAAAUUUUCCGUGCUGGUGCUAACCCAGCAAAACCCACCGCAGAACCAGGUUAUAAGACAACUGGUUUAUUACCUGAAACAAAAUGCGGCUACACACCCAGAAGAAUGUUUGAGUUGUCUGAUGAGUUCAUUGCUUCGCUGAACUUGACCACAAUGCCACAAGAGUUCUGGGAACACUCUAUAUUAGAAAAACCAGGAGGACGUGAGAUGGUGUGUCAUGCCUAUGCAUGGGACUUUUGCAAUGGCAAAGAUUUCAGAAUACGGCAGUGUACGGACGUGACCAUGAAUGACCUGAUUGUCGUGCAUCAUGAGAUGGGACACGUGGAAUACUUCCUUCAGUACCGACAUCUUCCAAAAAUUUUCCGUGCUGGUGCUAACCCAGGAUUCCAUGAAGCCAUAGGAGACGUAUUAGCCUUGAGUGUAUCUACACCGAAGCAUCUUCAUAAGAUUGGCUUGCUUAAAGAAGUUCGGAAUGAUCAUGAGGAGGACAUCAACUACCUUUUGCGCAUAGCACUUGAAAAAGUAGCUUUUCUGCCUUUUGGAUACCUGGUAGAUUUAUGGCGAUGGGAUGUGUUUAGUAACAAAAUUCAUGAGGAUGACUGGAACUGCGCCUGGUGGGAUCUUAGAUAUAACAUGCAGGGAAUAAAGCCUCCUGUACAUCGCUCUGAACACGACUUUGACCCUGGAGCAAAGUUUCACAUUACAACAAGUCAUCCAUAUAUCCAGUAUGUAUCAAGAUCACAGUAA